Messenger RNA from Symbiodinium sp. CCMP2456, 2424 nucleotides. The record is from the annotation of a GenBank genome assembly. NCBI's taxonomy places the organism in Eukaryota, Dinophyceae, Suessiales, Symbiodiniaceae.
AUGUGGUUGGUGCGGCGUGCUACACGUGCUUGGCCUUCGUCACACCUGGUGGCCUUCGUUCUGUUACAGCUGGCCACAGCCGGUGCGGGCUCUGAGCAUUUGCGAAGUCUUCAUGGCCGAUGGCUGCAGCAGGACAACGCUUCGAUGGAGAUGGGGCCGGUGGUCUGCGCAGCGAAGCCGGCGGUAAGUUUUGCCGAUCAGAAGCCCAUGUGCCAGCCGUGUGCCGCCAUCACUAUCGAUGACCCCGUCAAGAGGUGCAUGUUUAACACCAGCACCUGCGAAUUUGUGGGGCCCGGCCAAACCUGCGAGAUCGACUGUGCUGCGCCAUUCGUACGAGUGGGAAACACCAGCAUUGGCGUCUGCGCAGCCGGGAAUAGUGUCCCGAACAGGAUGCUGGUGUGGCAAGAACCCACCUGCACGUGCCCAGAGCCAGUACCACAGCAGGGCUAUUCAAAGGACAGUGCUGGGCACUGGCACUGUGCACAGGGCUUCGCCGGAAUGCCGGAGAUCGUCUGCCAGCCACUUCCAGGUUGCCUCGGAGUGCAGACGUUUCUGCGCGGUUGUGACAAGCUGGUGCCGUGCGCUAUGCCCUCUGUGGACAAUUGCAGGUUCGACGUUUCUCGCUGCACCCAAGUGCCUCCGGGAGGGAGCUGUGAGAUUCAUUGCCAGCGGCCCUUGACUGGAAAUCACACAGUGGCAGUCUGCAAGGAUCUCAACGCAGAUCCACUACAGGAGUUGGAGUAUUUCCCUCUCACCUGUCUCCUCGAGUCCUGUCCAGACCCAUCUCCUUGGCCAAUGGGCUACAACAAGACCCCUGAGGGCAAGUGGACGUGUGCCAACGGCUACAACGGCACUGCCCGCAAUCGAUGCGAGUUAAGUGACACGUGGACUUCAGACUGCUCUGCUGCAGCAGCUCUGACUGGCUGUAGGCCAGUGGUCCCCUGCUUGGCUCCGACCGUAACUGGGACGGAGUCUUGUGCACUUGACUUCUCUGCUUGCACCUCUGUGGAUCCAGGCGAGCAGUGCGAGGUUCACUGCAAGAACCCCUACACCGGGGCCAAGACGGAGGCUUACUGCCCGCAAGGGAACACGAAUCCCAACGGAUUGGUUUGGACGCGGCCGCCGUGCGUCUUGGAGACCUGUGAUGAACCUGGCACUAUCCCGGCGGGCUUUCGCCGUGUGAACGACGUGUGGGAGUGUGCCCAAAGCUACACCGGCUUCGCCCAGAAGGUUUGUGACAUGACGGAGAACUGCGAGGUUAGGGCCGUCCUGCAGGGCUGUGCCCAGCUGGUGCCUUGCCAAGCGGAGCAGUCUGACUGUCGCUACGACAUGUACGGCUGUGUCAGCGUCCAGCCCGGAUCUACCUGCCGGAUUCGAUGUCAGGUUCCGUUUGCCGGCACGGAGACCAUGGGAACAUGUUUGGAUGGCAACACCGCCACCGACGGUUUGGUUUGGACACCGCCUGUCUGCACGAUAGACACUUGCGCCGACCCGGCUGAUGGCGGUGGCUAUCAGAAGGUGGAGAACGUCUGGGAGUGCGCCCCAGGCUACUCCGGCAUGGCCACGAAGACCUGCCAAUGGGCGGAGGAUGCUUGUGAAGCCAGCCCAAUGCUCUCCGGCUGCGUGCCGGAGCAACCUUGUCGCCUGCCAGAUCUGGGCGACGUACCUUGCAUGUACGACACUUCGGGCUGCAUGAAUGUGGAGCCAGGAAAGGUGUGUAGCAUCCGCUGCCAGGCUCCUUACCUCGGGCCGCAGACAGAUUUCACCUGUCCGGUGGCUAACACGGACCCUGAGAUGCCGUUGCAAGGUGUGUUGCCCGUCUGUGGCUGUGCCGAAGCGAACCCAAUCCCGCCUGGAUACAACGUGACUCGCGACCAGUUUGAGAACACGGUGACCUAUUCCUGUGCCACCGGCUACGCAGGUGUUGCACAGAAGGUCUGCCUUCCUGGCAGCGGCCCCGAAUGCACUGUGGAUCCGCUCAUGACAGGUUGUGCGAUCCCCUUAGCUUGCGAGGCGGUUUUCCAAGACGAAGGCUCCGGAGAGGGCCUGGCACGUGGGCAAAUUCACUUUGGGCCAGCAUUGGUGGGCGCUGCCGUGGACGAGGCCGACGUCUUGCGGUACGAAGUCUAUUGGGCUGACAGCUGCGAAGAUCGCGUGGAGCAGCAGGCUCUGGGCAGAUCUGUGUCGGGCCUGGGCGAUGCCUGCUGCAGGACGGACGUGUAUCGUGUCAGCAUAGACAGCCGGAAGCCGAGCACUGCGACGGGCUUCAUCGUGUACGCAGUCUUGGAGUCUGGCUUGGCACCUGUCGGCGUCUAUGUUCACUUGAACGAGACUCUUCUGGAUCGUGCGAUCAUCUCCAGCAAAGCCACCACCGCUGCUCCAGCCCUUGUUCUUCUCUUCGCUGCCUUGCUGAUGCUGGGUUGA